AAAAGUCAUUUUUAUAACUUUCUUCUACUUUCGUAGCUUUUGCUGCACGGCAUCGCCUGCUGGAUCCCUGAAUCCGUAGCGUUGUAACGGACGUCGACCCGCCGCGGGUGACGUCGUUGUCUGCACCUCGCUCAAUGUUUUGUUCUCGAUACAAGACCAGGAAGCGAGAUUUUUGCCAUCUGUGAACUAGCUGUUACCUUAUGCGAUGAAAGCACAAAAGAGCAGGAAAACAUAACAUUAAUGGUUAUGAUUUGAUAACAAACGACGUAACAUAAAAGCCGACACACUUCAUCUAAAGAUUAACUCACCUCGUGAACUGCUAAAACCGCUAUCUAGCUCGCUCUUUAGCCAUCUGGCAGGAUUGUUUCUUGCUAACGCUAGCAGUAAGUUACCGUUAGCAGGCUGGUCACUGCCCGGUGAUGGCUGUAGCACAGAGAAGCUGUGUUGUGGCUGGAUAUUUACUUCUACUGCUGCUGUCUGGGUGUAAAGCAAGGAUACACAAGCUCACACUGAAGAAUGAAACUCGGUCUGUCGUCGACCUCAACAAUUUUGGCUUCUAUGCUAAUGGGACUCUGGAUGUCAGCCUGAUUUCUUUGCGCCUCCCAAAUGAACAGCUGAACUACAGCACUUACCCGGUUGGUUUCAGCCUCUCCAGGUCACGUGUGAAUGGAGUCUUGUCUUACACAGCAGAGGAAACUGAAACAUGCCCACUCACUCUGACAGAAUCAAACAACAACGAGCCUUUCAUUCUUUUUCUUAUUGAUAUCAACAGCCUCAGUGUCACUGUGAAAGCUAUGGGUGAGCAAGACAACCUAUUGACACCAAAGCCAAAGGCUGAAGCGCCUAAAGGUCAGAGGAAAACCAGGGAUGCUCCCGAUGUUAAACCUCAAGAGCCACAUGAUAAGUUGGAUCAGAAGACAGAGGGUCAGACAGAACCAAAAGCUCCAGCAGAAGCUAAAAAAGUGGAGGGAAAUACAUUCCAUCUGGGGAGUACCAAGCAGCUGACUUUGCCUUUGAACAAAGUUAACGGCACCUACAACUUCGGUUUCCACAUGGUGGUUGGUUCGCUGGCGCAGGGUCUGUACAGCCUCAAGUUCCACUACUGUAAGAACAGGUCGCCUGGAUCCCAACUGCCCUACUCGUUCACCGUCGAAGUGACAGAGAAGAAUCCAGGCGGCUUCCUGUCUGCAGCAGAAAUUCCUCUGUCUCGCCUGUACAUUUGCAUGGCUGGAGUCUUCUUCACCGCUGCCAUGGUCUGGGUGUACACACUCAUGAAGCACAGGUACAGCGUGUUUAAGAUCCACUGGCUGAUGGCAGCGCUAGCCUUCACCAAGUCCACGUCAUUGGUUUUCCACAGUAUCAACUAUCACUUCAUCAACACCGAGGGGCAUCCCAUUGAAGGCUGGGCUGUCAUGUAUUACAUCACACACCUGCUUAAAGGGGCUCUCCUGUUCAUCACACUGGCACUGAUUGGCACUGGGUGGGCUUUCGUUAAAUACAUCCUGUCGGACAAGGAGAAGAAGAUCUUCAUCAUUGUCAUCCCCCUGCAGGUCCUGGCUAAUGUCGCCUACAUCAUCAUUGAGUCUACAGAGGAAGGCUCCAGUGAAUAUUAUCUGUGGAAGGAAAUUCUCUUUCUGGUCGAUCUCAUCUGCUGCGGAGCCAUCCUUUUCCCUGUUGUCUGGUCUAUCCGUCAUCUACAAGAGGCCUCUAGCACCGAUGGCAAAGCUGCCAUGAACUUGGAGAAGCUCAAGCUCUUCCGGCAUUAUUAUGUGAUGAUUGUGUGUUAUAUCUACUUCACGAGGAUCAUAGCCAUUCUGCUCAAGGUCACUAUGCCUUUCCAGUGGCAGUGGUGCUAUGAGUUUCUGGUGGAGGUGUCUACUCUGAUCUUUUUUGUGUUGACGGGCUACAAGUUCCGACCGGCAUCCAAUAACCCCUACCUCCAGCUUCCCCAGGACGAGGAGGACGUGGAGAUGGAUGAAGUAGUGACUGAGUCAGGUGCACUGGAGGGUAUUUCCAAAGUGAAGAAGACGUCUAAUGGUCGUGAGCGCCAGAAGGAGUCCACCUUGUGAGGAGGAAGCAUCUUCGGGAGGGACCCACUAAACAUCCCCAGGCCAGCUGGUGUAGAGGGGUGCACAUGGACCAAGGCUCCCCACCCACACUGACAGCUAUCAUUUUGAAAGUCUUGUGUUGACAAGAGUUUCAAAAAUUUGCACUUCCAGAAAGGAGGCGCCACCACUGUCUGGCUAUGCAAAAAAAACAAAAAAAAAAACAAAAAAAAAAAACCCCAGAAAACAAGGAAAAAAAAGACUAACUUUGUUGGACGCUCUCUAUUUCCUCAAAACCUCUACACCCAGAAACUCUGAAAGGUUUCAGAAGGAGACCGGCUCCCGCCACACUGAUGGUUGGAGACAUGGAAAUGAGCUCGGAUGUUCUUUACAAUUUGUCUCUCUCUUUCUCUCUCUCUCUCUCCCCCAAAGAUAAUUAUCAUUUUAGAGGACUUGCUUUCGGGUGUGUUUAUAUCGGCUAUUUAAAUUGGUACUUCUGCGAACCUCUUAGCUGUACCUUUCCGUGUGUGACGUGAGUACACGUGUGUGUGUGUGUGUGUGUGAAUGUGAGACAGCACAAAAUUUGGACACAACUGUUUUUUUUCCCCUUUGGAGAAAAUAGCCCGUACUCAGGUAAAAGGCUAAUCAGUAUAUAUUGAAAAAAAUUUCGAACAACAACAAUUUUCACAUGAUGUUUCUCUUUCCCACUGUUCAGGGGUCAGUAAUGUCCCAUCAGUCAUACAACUUCGCCGCCACACAGUAAAGGAUGUUUUUCUUAUAUAUUGAAAUAUAUAUAUAUAUAUAUAAAAAUGGUUGUAUAUUUCAAUAUAUUAAUUAUUGCAUAUUGAAAUAUCAUAUUUCAGUAUUAUUGUUUAUAUUGAAGAGUUCCCCCCAGUCUGUCACAUGGACCGCUGCUGUAAUUUAGUGCUUUAGUGGUCAAGGUCAACUCACAUCUCUGUGAAUUAAGCCCAGAUGGUUACAUGUAGACUUUUUAAUGAAUAAACAGGUUUUUGGAAACAGGUUUUUCUGUAAUAACCAGAGCAGUGGCUCUUCUUGUUUUCAACAACGGCCUUGUUUUUUUGUUUUUGUUUUCUUUUUGGCCAUGCUGUGCCAAUCUGGGCAGAGAAGUGACCUAACUGAUCAUUUUUGAAUUUGUCUGCUUUUGGUUUUACCCUUUUUGCUCUUGAUGUGAAGCUUAUUUUAUUAAUUAUUGAUGAUUUAUUGGUUUAUGAAAGAUCAGAAUUGUGUGCAGCCAGGUAUGGUAGAUGGCCAUUUGUAAAUAAUUUAGAGAAGAAGACUGUUGAUAUGAAAGGAGGCACAUAACACUUUCAUAAGAACUGCAUAGAAGCUUUAUAGACAGGGUUUCAGACAGUAAUGACACAGGCUCAGUUUCAAAGAGAUUUUUUGAUUCCUUUAACAGAUGGAGGGGGAGAGUAAAUGUGAGGAAUCAAUGAAAAACUACUGAGAUUUAAACACAGACACUCCUGUACAAACGAAGACAGAGCUGCAGCGUUUACAGACUGUUAAUGUUUCUCCCGACUCUGGGUGUCGGGUACCUGGGUGGACAAGAGUUAACAGACAGUAAAUCAGUGGAGUGAGGAAGGUUUUGUGCUUGUUACAGAGGACUGUUUGUGUGAACUGUCACAAUAAAGCUGGUGUUCUGGAAAGA
Molecule: messenger RNA, 3714 nt
Organism: Toxotes jaculatrix (banded archerfish)
Lineage: Eukaryota; Metazoa; Chordata; Actinopteri; Toxotidae
Product: protein GPR108
Exons: 18
Coding region: 420-2069 (549 amino acids)
Biological process (GO): transport
Cellular component (GO): membrane; Golgi apparatus
Source: RefSeq, a predicted model, not a curated record